Trichoderma atroviride IMI 206040 is the source of this 2490-nucleotide messenger RNA. RefSeq lists its product as uncharacterized. The record is from RefSeq and is a predicted model, not a curated record. NCBI's taxonomy places the organism in Eukaryota, Fungi, Ascomycota, Sordariomycetes, Hypocreales, Hypocreaceae.
AUGGAGGAUCCCUUUGUGGAAUCCAAGGAGGAAGUGGGGGAUGCCAGCGGCUUCCCACGCCGCCGCAAGAGAUUCGACAGCGAAGACGACGAGCGCCGAUACCAGGAGUAUGUGCGCAGCGAGUGCGAGAGGAGGAGCGAGGAGCGAAGGGAAAUCGGCCGCGGUUGUGACGAGAUGUUCGAGCAACUAGUCCAGAAGCUGAAGCGCCAGCGUGACGAGCUUUUUGAGCGCGAGUGCCAGGCACUGGAUGGCGAGUAUGAAGAGCUCUUUGACCGCGAAUAUCAAAAGAUUCAGAGCCAGAUCGAGCAACGCCACUUCGAGCAACGCCAGGCCGAGCUCCUCCAGAUCAAGGAGCGUCGGAUUGAGCAACGAAAGCAGGAGCAAGCGUCAUCAUCCAACAACAAAUUCCUGAGUCUCACCGAUUAUCUCACAGCUUGCCAUAUGCUGCACCUCCAGUUCAAAAAGGGCGUCUGUCGGUCCUUGAUCACGCAAAAGGAAGCACUGAGCUGGACCUUCCCGCGACGAAUCAUUCCAUGGGAUGUCAGCUUUCAGUCGUUACAACAGAGUAUAUGGAACCGCCUGCCGCUAGACUCUGACUUUGUCGAGCAGCGCAUGUUUUCUUCUAUUCAGCAGCUGGAGAAUGUGAGGCGGACCUUGGCUCCUGUGAAUAGCGAGGCCUCGCUGCAGCACUUUGGGGGAUACGCCAUUGAGAGCACCGUCUGGGAGAUGCUGGACAGACUGGGGGAAGACAGUGUGCUUUGGAAGAGACUUGGGCUUGAAGCCCUUGGGCAGGUGUCGAGGGAGGUCGACAAGGAUCUUGGCCAGGUGUACGAGCCCAUGCUCCAAUCCUCAUGGCACAAGGGCGCAGGCGAGUUGAAAUUGUCUAUGCGUAACUCACAUCGCAGGGCCAAGAGACAGGGCCUCUGGGCCAAUCGGUCGUGCAUAUACCGACAGCACGACGGCCAAAAGACUCCCGUCUUUGCCAUCAUGCAUCAGUUGCCCCAUCGCCUUCAGCUGGACGAAAUCGACUACGGCUUGGCAUCCGAGAUUGAGCUUGUACAGGAUGUGAUUGAUAAGGAGGGCAGUGAUUUCAAAUUUGCUUCGCAAACGCUCGUGGGUGCCACCAUCACUCAGCUUUAUUCUUACAUGGUCAGCAAGAGUAUUCGAUACGGAUGUGUUUCAACCGGAGAAGCCCUCAUCUUCUGCUGCGUCUCGAGAGAUGACCCUUCCAACAUAUACUGCACAGCAUGUGUACCUCAGCGCGAUGUGCAACAGGAUGAUCCUCUAAGACUUCAUCGAACGGCUGCAGCAUCGACUUUUGCCCUUGUGGUACACGCUCUCUUCGAGGCGCCACUCUCCGCAUUGUGGUACGACUCGGUCAAGAAUCUAGACACCUGGACUAUGGGAUACGACGAUCUUUUGGACAAAAUACGCAAGCUGGAUGCCCCAAAGCCCCAGGCAUCGCCUGCCCAAGGGCAUCGCUGGCGAGGGUUUGAUCAGUCUCCGUUGCUGAUAGAACAUAGGUAUGAUCGCAGCGAUCGCAAGAUGGGCGAAAGGAUAUGGCACUGGCUGGACAAUGUCUCUACCCAAUAUCUAGUCAACGAAGACUUCGACAACGAGAACGAUACCAAGAAACCCAGUAUACAGGAUCAGCCAUUCUGCUCACACAAAUGCCUUCUUGGUUUGGUGAAAACGACACAGAUGGAUGAAAACUGCCCCAACUACGAUUAUCACGGCUUCGGACACCCUAAUAUCGACGAGUUUCUAGACGACCUCGGUGAGCAGCUGGCCACGGAAGCAAACAGCGGCGCCAACUUUACACCUCUAGGGACCACGGGCUCGUACAAGUCCCUCUUCAAGGUGCGGCAUGCCACGCAGGGCUACACUUUUAUCGCAAAGGAAGGAGAAGGGCCUGAGUCCUUAUGGAGCGAGAAGCUGGUAUAUGACAAACUGAAAAAGUCUCAAGGCCGGCAUGUGCCUGUCUGCCUUGGACUCUUGCACCUAGAUAGGCCACAACAGGGAUACAGGCGAUUAUUUGCGGAACUGCUGCUUUUGAGCUGGGCUGGACGGCCUUUUCGACGCUGCCUGGGGCAAAUCAGCAAAGAGGAAGUUGCGAGCAAAGUAGAAUAUAUUCUGGGUUUGAUGCAUGAGCAGGGCGUCGUCUACAAUGACCCCUCUGAGCGAGGCAUUCCGGCGGGGCUCGGUCUUGACAUGAACAACUUUUUGUACGACGCCUCGCGCGACAAGGUGAUGGUGGUCAACUUUCGAACCUCGUCAAGGUCACGACAUGUUAGAUAUGAUAUAUGGGGCCAAGUAAGCUAUCAGAUGUCGAAGAAGAGGAAGAGGGACGAGCAGCAGGUGUCUGCGAUCCUUGCAUUUGAAGAGGAUGUGGUGGAUGCUGUUAACCAGGUUUUGACGUCGGUGGCGAUAGGCCGUAAGCGGCAGUUUUGGGAGAUAGAGAGUGAGAUUGGGGAUGACUCAAAAUACUAA